This is a messenger RNA of Racocetra persica, 233 nucleotides long. NCBI's taxonomy places the organism in Eukaryota, Fungi, Glomeromycota, Glomeromycetes, Diversisporales, Gigasporaceae. The record is from the annotation of a GenBank genome assembly.
GUAAUACGACAAGAAUAUUAUCCUUUAUUAGAAGUCAAAGAAGAGAACGCAUUUGCUGACUUACCCGAAGAUAUUCGUACCUCUAUUAAAAAUUUGAAUUCCUAUACUUGUGAAUUAAUUACCACUAAUGCUAGUCCGCAAGAUGAUAAUCAAGUUCACGAACAAGAAUCUGUUACAAUUAGUUCAAAUGAAUUCUCACUGGAUUCUGUCGAUGAUAAUCAAGAUUUAAUCUU